AGCAAUGAAGAAAGAGACUGAAUUUGUCAUUUUUUUCAUCUAAAGAAAAAUGAUAGACAAAAACCAAACCUGUGUUGCAGGACAGGAUUCUAUGCCCUAUAUGACUUGUCUGAUUCACAUUCUCGAAGAAUGGUUUGAUGUGGAGCAAUUGGAAGACUAUUUGAAUUUUGUAAACUAUCUCUUGUGGGUCUUUACACCACUAAUACUUGUAAUACUUCCUUACUUCACUAUCUUUCUUCUCUACCGUACCAUUAUUUUCUUACACAUUUAUAAGAGGAAGAAUGUAUUAAAGGAAGCCUACUCUCAUAAUUUAUGGGAUGGUGCAAGGAAAACAGUGGCAACUCUGUGGGAUGGACAUGCAGCAGUUUGGCAUGGUUAUGAAGUUCAUGGGAUAGAAAAAAUACCAGAAGAAGGACCAGCACUUAUAAUUUUUUAUCAUGGAGCUAUUCCCAUUGAUUUUUACUAUUUCAUGGCUAAAAUUUUUAUCCUCAAAGGCAGAACUUGCCGAGUAGUAGCUGAUCACUUUGUUUUUAAAAUUCCAGGUAAACUUUCACCAAAGAUACCCAUUAUCCCUAUGUUUACACAAAAUAUUCGAGAAGGAUUUAGAUCACUUGGAGGAACAAGUAAGUUCUGAUUCAUAUGGUUUUUACUUGCAAUAUAUACUUAAAAUACUUGGACUUUUGAACCCUAUAAGGAAUCCUUUUGGAUUAACUUUAGAAAAUGGAUAUAUUUUUUAGAUUUUAUUAUAUAAACCUAAAUGAUAACUGGCUCUAAGCAAUGAUGAUUCUUAGAUGUUAUAUUUUUGUUACAUGUAUAUACGGUGCAUGUAUAUAUAGGAGCUUAUUUGUAAGGGGCUUUUUAAAAUUUCAAAACAAUUUAUCUAAUUAAUACAGUAGUAUUAUUAUAAGAGUAUUAAACCAUGUUGAUGAGGUUUAGAAAAAAUUUUAUAUACUAUCUUUUUAACUCAUCCAUGAAGAAGUUACUGGUUUUAAAAAGGAUGACACUAUGUGUUAAAAUAAGAUUAACAACCUAAGCAGGUAUCAUUUGUUCUGGUUUAUAAUGCCACUUUAAGAACAAAAUAUGUUUUAAAUGAUAAUAUAUUUAACUGAAAGUUCUUUUAUCUACCUUUAAUUUACUGGUUAAAAUAUAAGCUUUUAAUCCAGUUAUAGCAGUGAUAACAAUUGAAUAUGUCUUUUCUUUGCAAAUGUCUGUUUUCUUAUUUUGCAGUUUUCAGUUUAACCUAUAUUGUGUUCAAUCAUUUGUUUUAUAUCCCUAGCACUAUUGUUAGUAUUUGUAUACACAUGAGCGAGUCCUCCUUUGAAGAGCUUUAAAUUGUUCUUUAAUGUCUAAUGUUGCUAUUUGUUCAUACUCUUGUGAUUUUUUAAGUCUUAAUUUUCUUCUUUUUUUCAAAUUUAAAGUAGAAAGGCAGAUUGUUAUAUUUAACUU
This is a messenger RNA of Heterocephalus glaber (naked mole-rat), 1446 nucleotides long. Lineage: Eukaryota; Metazoa; Chordata; Mammalia; Rodentia; Bathyergidae. The record is from RefSeq and is a predicted model, not a curated record.